UGACCUAUCGAUUCUGCGCAGUACGUGCUCUCUGCCUUCUUUUUCGCAGGAUCUGUAACACCUACCAAUGGCGGACGCACCUCCAGCCGGUAGGGGAGGUUUUCGUGGCGGGUUCGGGGAUCGCGGCCGUGGCCGUGGACGGGGCCGUGGUCGCGGCAGGGGCCGUGGACGGGGCCGCGGAGGCAAGGAGGAGAAGGAGUGGAUGCCAAUGACCAAGCUUGGUCGUCUUGUGAAAGACCUGAAGAUCAAGUCCCUGGAGGAUAUCUACCUUUUCUCACUUCCCAUCAAGGAGUUUGAGAUCAUUGACUUUUUCCUGGGCUCAGCACUGAAGGAUGAAGUGUUGAAGAUCAUGCCUGUUCAGAAGCAGACCCGUGCUGGUCAGCGCACCAGGUUCAAGGCUUUUGUGGCGAUUGGUGACUCCAAUGGCCACAUUGGGCUGGGUGUGAAGUGCUCCAAGGAAGUGGCGACAGCCAUCCGUGGUGCCAUCAUCCUGGCCAAGCUGUCCAUCGUACCUGUCAGGCGAGGCUACUGGGGUAACAAGAUCGGCAAGCCCCAUACUGUGCCUUGCAAGGUGACAGGGAAGUGUGGCAGUGUUCUGGUGCGUCUGAUUCCCGCGCCCCGUGGUACUGGCAUCGUGAGCGCUCCCGUUCCAAAGAAGCUGCUGCAAAUGGCGGGUAUUGAUGAUUGCUACACCUCUGCGACAGGGUCUACCCGCACACUGGGCAACUUUGCUAAGGCAACCUUUGCUGCCAUUGCCAACACCUACACCUACCUGACCCCUGACUUGUGGAAGGAUACUGUCCUGACCAAACCUCCAUACCAGGAGUACACAGACUACCUGGCCAAGGCUCACACCAGGGCAACACCACCUGCACCAAAGUCAUACUAGCUAGACAACCAUGGCUAACAGGCUACAGUACAGUAUGCUGUAUGGCCUAAACCAAUAAAGAGUCAUGAGACUGAA
This is a messenger RNA of Branchiostoma belcheri (Belcher's lancelet), 964 nucleotides long. RefSeq names its product 40S ribosomal protein S2. The record is from RefSeq and is a predicted model, not a curated record. Gene Ontology annotation, biological process: translation. The coding region runs from base 68 to 889 and encodes 273 amino acids. The transcript has 7 exons. NCBI's taxonomy places the organism in Eukaryota, Metazoa, Chordata, Leptocardii, Amphioxiformes, Branchiostomatidae. Gene Ontology annotation, cellular component: cytosolic small ribosomal subunit; ribosome. Gene Ontology annotation, molecular function: structural constituent of ribosome; RNA binding.